AUGGCUAGCAUCUUCUCUUGCUUUUCUCGUCCAGUUAAUUCCAAGAUCUCUUUCAACGGUCAGCCUUUGGUGACGCCCACAUCCACUCGAAUUUCUUCUCGCCUUGCAAAAUUUGUCUCAACCUUAUCCUCUUCUUCUCCGGCUCCCCCCUCCUCUCACUCAUCCGACUCCCCUUCACAUGUUCCAUGUUUAUCAAUCGCUCCUAUCAUUGCUCCUACUUCAUUAAACAACCAUGGUAUUGCCCGCGUUCGAUUAUCCGACGAACCUCGCCAUCCUUAUCCACAUCGGUCCGAUCGCUUUUCAUUGUCGCAUUUGUUCAAACGACGAAAAGCUCCAAUUCUAAAACCUGGCUACUUCUCAAUUGAGCUUAACCAAGCCACCUGGAUUAUACCAACUAGAUACACAAACUUGCAGGUGGCUGGCCAUGGUGCCUAUGGCUUAGUCUGGUAA
Messenger RNA from Protopolystoma xenopodis, 450 nucleotides. Lineage: Eukaryota; Metazoa; Platyhelminthes; Monogenea; Polystomatidea; Polystomatidae. The record is from the annotation of a GenBank genome assembly.